AUGGCGGACAACGACUUCGCACCCAAGUUCGCUCCUUUCCUGUCAUUUGCGGGAAUUGCCUCAGCAAUGAUCUUCGGAUCUGUAGGAGCGGCGUAUGGAACAGCGAAGGCCGGAAUUGGUAUUGCCGGUGUUGGUACGUUCAGGCCUGACUUGAUCAUGAAGUCAUUAAUCCCUGUCGUCAUGUCCGGUAUUAUCGCUGUCUACGGUCUGGUUAUCGCUGUUCUCAUUGCGGGUGACCUCAGCCCGCCCCCGGCCCAGACCCUGAGUUUAUACACGGGAUGUAUGCAUCUCUCGUCGGGACUUUCGGUCGGUCUUGCAGGAGUCGCUGCUGGGUACACUAUUGGAAUUGUUGGAGACGCUGGCGUCCGUGCUUACAUGCAGCAAUCGAGGGUCUACGUUGGCAUGAUCCUUAUCUUGAUUUUCGGCGAAGUUCUUGGGCUAUAUGGAUUAAUCGUUGGCCUGAUUCUUAACUCGAAGAGUUCGGGCUGA
Aspergillus calidoustus is the source of this 489-nucleotide messenger RNA. The record is from the annotation of a GenBank genome assembly. NCBI's taxonomy places the organism in Eukaryota, Fungi, Ascomycota, Eurotiomycetes, Eurotiales, Aspergillaceae.